AUGCUUGAUAAUCGAGAUGCGCAGCUUAAUGCUGAAGAACAUGCUUGCGGUCCGUACUGUUGGUUGGAUCUAAUGGGUAAAAAGCACUAUCGACUCCGCACGCAGACUCUGAGGCGUCUGGUCACUUAUGUCGAGAAGGGUGGUGUCCUAGAGACACACAAAGAUGUUCCAGGCGAGGUCCGGGAUGAGCUUUACUUGGAGGAGCAGCAGAGUAUCAAUUUUAAUACGACCCAUCCCACUGGAUUGGGUUCGGUAACUCCGGGAGAUGCCUCAGCUGGCCUGAGAGUUAUGGGUCCAUUGAAUAUUCCCGGGCUCAAAGACGUAGCUGUCAAAGAAUACGGUGAGUGGCUCGCAUCCAAUGUAUCCGACGAUGCUCUUAAGGCCGAAUUUCGACAAGCGUGUGAUAUAACGCUUUCCGAUGGAUUUGAACUUGAACACAUCUACAAGGAUCAAAACCCAGAAUUUUUUAUCGGCAAGGGGAUCAAGCCCGGAAUUGCCCGGAGUUUCGUGGAGAAUAUUCUUGACUGGGUUGAGAACGUGAAGAAAGGGGUACCUAUUAUUGAAAUGGCGUAG
Molecule: messenger RNA, 573 nt
Organism: Penicillium pulvis
Lineage: Eukaryota; Fungi; Ascomycota; Eurotiomycetes; Eurotiales; Aspergillaceae
Exons: 3
Coding region: 1-573 (190 amino acids)
Source: RefSeq, a predicted model, not a curated record